AAAAGAAAAAAAAUUAGUAUCCUUAGUUUGGAAGUCAGUAAAAUUUUAUGUCCUGAUUAGUAGGUAUGGAAAAGAGAGAGAGAAAAAAAAGGAAGAAACUUUGGCGUUUUGCUGCAUAAAGGGUCAAACUUUCCUCUAGCCAGAAACACACAAACGGACCAAUGCUGCUGCAACUGCAAGCACUUGGUUUGCCUUCUUCAUCUUUCCUUAACACCAAAAACCCUCUUUCUUCUUCUUUGAAACAGCAUAAAGGCAUCUACUUUACUUUCCCCUUAACGCCAAAAUCUCAUAUAAACCUCUCAACCGCUGUUUCAACCCAAUACAGAAGCCCCAUUUUGAACCUCGAGCGAAACCAGAGCCAGAACAAGCCCUGCAAUACAACCGCUGAUAGAUGGUCUCUUCGAGGAAAGACAGCGCUUGUCACUGGCGGAACUCGUGGAAUUGGGCGAGCAGUGGUGGAGGAAUUGGUGGGACAUGGGGCGAGAGUUUCAGGGUCUGUCUGUGAUGUGUCUAUUGGAGCACAGAGAGAGAGCUUAAUAGAGACAGUCUCUUCUUUGUUUAGUGGCAAUCUCAAUAUCCUUAUCAACAAUGCUGGGAUGAAUAUUCGCAAGCCAAUGGUAGAGUUCACAGCUGAAGAGUUCUCAAUUCUCAUGGCAACCAAUUUUGAAUCUGUUUUCCACAUGUGCCAACUUGCUUAUCCACUCCUAAAGGCAUCAGGAGUAGGAAGUGUUGUAUUCACAUCCUCAGUUUCUGGUUUUGUUUCACUCAAGUCAAUGUCUGUUCAAGGAGCAACUAAAGGAGCUAUCAACCAGCUUACGAAAUAUUUGGCAUGUGAGUGGGCCAAAGAUAAUAUAAGGAGUAACGCUGUUGCACCUUGGUACAUCAGAACCCCUAUGGUGGAGCAAGUACUCAGCAAUAAAGAAUAUUUAGAAGAAGUAUACUCGCGAACUCCUCUUCAGCGCCUUGGUGACCCAACAGAUGUUUCAUCUCUAGUGGCAUUCCUUUGCAUGCCUGCAUCAUCAUACAUAACUGGCCAGAUCAUUUGUGUUGAUGGGGGGAUGUCUAUGAAUGGCUUCUAUCCAAGAGAUGACUAGUCUAGGGUAGUUAAUUCAAAGUUGCUGAUAUCUGUCUCCCUCAUUCACUGGCCUCUUUCUUCUUCUUUCUCCCUUUGCCCUUCUUCCCUACUUUCUUUUCUCUGGAUCUCUUCAUUUGUUGUUGGAAAGUCUGAAUCACAGUUGAGUUGACAUUAAAGCUUUAGAAGUUUCACAAUUUCUAACCUUCAUUCGGACUUUUACGAGUCGUUGGCAUUCUAUUGUUCCCUAUGUGUAAUAUCCAGGAACUAUUUCCUCAUACGUUAUCUGAAUUUGGAAUAUGCAACUUGAAACCUCAACAUAUCAGGACCUUUGUUUUGCCAAUAAGCCAAGGUCUAAUUGGCCGGAAUGUUAACCAUUAAUGUGUGUACUUACCCCUUUUUUCAAACUUUCUAUCUCUUGCUGUUUUGGAGGAUGAGAUAUUUUUGCAGGCACCUAGCCCCCAAACUUCUCUAGGGCGCACAGGUAGUAUCUUCUUUGGUGACACUUCUACACCCACCGGCAGGCAGCAGCCUUUGUUUGUGUUGAUGGAGGGAUGGUGAUUGAUGGCUUCUCUUUCCAAUUCAAUUGAAAGCAUCAAAAAAUUUCCCUGCCUGCAUUUUUCAUUGUUCAGAAUUGGAAUUUAUGGAUUGCUUUUAUAUGCUAAAUAAAAUGCAAUAGAUGUAAUCAUACUCAGUUCAGUUCCCUAAGAUUAAAUGCGCUUUGCUUUUUCAUUGUUCAUGCAUCAGAACUCGACAUAUCUUUUUCUUCUCCGUUACUGUAUAGAGAAGGACACUACAGGACACUUGGACAAUAUUUGGAUGGUUCAUUGGCUUGGGCCAACUCCAAUAAUCCAUCCUCCUGAUGUAAGUACGAGGAAAUUUGGUAGGAAUUACCCUGUAUGAUCUUCAAAAUUCUUUGUCAAAUGUGGAGACCUUUUAGGCUGGACAAAUCAAAAGGACUAUUCAAAUGGAAAGCAAUUAAGUUUUGUAUGGGAA
This is a messenger RNA of Rubroshorea leprosula, 2068 nucleotides long. NCBI's taxonomy places the organism in Eukaryota, Viridiplantae, Streptophyta, Magnoliopsida, Malvales, Dipterocarpaceae. The record is from the annotation of a GenBank genome assembly.